CAGAACAACUGACCUUCUACCUUUCACGGCGACAGAACAUAGCGGCAGUAUACAUUUCAUACCUGGAAUUUCAACGCGAACCAUUAUACGUUAAAACGAGGAGCCCUUUGUGUUGUCGAAACCCAUAAGCAGUCUUUCAACAACAAAACAAAACAAGAAUAACCCAAAAUGUCUGCCCUAGAACACCCCGCUCGUAUGGACAAGGCGGUCCUCAAUAACUACCUCAGCCUGGAUGUGGGCUACGAGAAGACAAUGGUCGAAUACAUCUGGAUCGACGGCACGGGCCAGGGUAUCCGCAGCAAGUGCAGAACGCUCGAUAUAGAGCCCAAGGAUCCUAGUGAAUGCCCCAUCUGGAACUACGACGGGUCCAGCACAUACCAGGCGGAAGGCUCCAACUCUGACAUGUACCUACAUCCGGUAGCCCUUUUCCGGGACCCGUUCAGAAGAGGCCAGCACAAACUUGUCCUCUGUGAGGUCUUCAAAUACAACAACACCCCUGCAGAAACCAACCAUAGACAUUCGUGCAAAAAAGCAAUGGUUGAAGCCAAGGGUGAAAAGCCAUGGUUCGGAAUCGAGCAAGAGUACACGCUUCUCGGUCACGACGGCCAUCCGUUUGGAUGGCCAAAGAACGGGUUUCCCGGCCCACAAGGUCCGUACUACUGUGGUGUGGGUUCGAACCGUGUGUACGGUCGUGACAUCGUGGAGGCCCACUACCGGGCGUGUCUGUACGCUGGGGUCAAGAUCGCCGGAUGUAACGCGGAGGUCAUGCCUUCUCAGUGGGAAUUUCAAAUUGGGCCCUGCGAAGGUAUCGACGCGGGAGACCAUCUCUGGGUGGGGCGAUACCUGCUUGAACGGGUGGCGGAAGACUUCGGGGUCGUCAUAACAUUGGACCCCAAGCCAAUGCCCGGGGACUGGAACGGCGCUGGGGCACAUACAAACUUCAGCACAGAGGCCAUGCGACAGCCAGGUGGCAUGAAGCAUAUUGAGCAAGCCAUCGAGCGCAUGAGCGGUCACCACAAGCGUCACAUCGCCGCCUACGACCCCAAGAAGGGAGAGGACAACAAGCGACGUCUCACGGGCCUGCACGAGACCUCGGGCAUAGACGAUUUCUCCGCCGGUGUCGCCAACCGCGGUGCCAGCAUCCGCAUUCCCCGCCAGGUGGCUGCCGACGGAUACGGAUACUUGGAGGACCGACGACCGGCGUCAAACUGCGACCCUUACUCAGUAACGGAAGUCAUCAUUGUUACGGCGGUGCUUGGAAAAUAGACGCUGAAUAAGCGAGGAUCAUCUUUGAAAAAGAGAAUUGACUCGUUCAUUGAUUAAUGACGCAUACACAUACAGAGAACCAUUUGUUUAAUGCUUAAACUAGUCCCCGACGGGAAUUUCUUGUGAUCUCGAAUCCCGCUUUUAUUUUAGUUAUAUUCAUAAAAUUCGAAUUUGCAAAUGUGAACCAUGCUGACUGAAACGCAGGAUUACGUAACGUAUCUGAAACAAAGCGAGGGUAUGGAAAUAAGCAUUGCUUUCGUGUUGAACAUUAUCGAUUUAAACGUUGAAGAAACUGUAUAUAUUGAACUGCUUGAAAAUGAAGAAGUUGGGUGUCGUAAAUACCUUUUAUUGUGACGUAUCCAGGUUUUGUUCAAGCAAAUGCAAUAUUGUUUUUAACUUUUUUGAAGCGAUAAGCUUCGUUAUGUUCUUAUUUGAUGUGAUAGAGGCUUUUAGUGAUUUUAUCUUUUUUUUCAAUCACUGUCGUCGUAUUUUAAAUGUCAUUUUAUGAUUGUUAUUUCAUUUGAAGCAUACAUUAUCAUCAUCAUCUCUAUUUUUACAUUAUGCAUACACAUGUGGAUAUAUUUUAACACGGUAUAUUAUAAAAUGAAAAUAAAAGUGUAAUAUA
This is a messenger RNA of Dreissena polymorpha, 1891 nucleotides long. Its product is annotated as glutamine synthetase-like. The transcript has 7 exons. Lineage: Eukaryota; Metazoa; Mollusca; Bivalvia; Myida; Dreissenidae. Gene Ontology annotation, molecular function: glutamine synthetase activity. Gene Ontology annotation, cellular component: cytoplasm. Bases 169 to 1266 code for a protein of 365 amino acids. The record is from RefSeq and is a predicted model, not a curated record.